Molecule: messenger RNA, 7771 nt
Organism: Varanus komodoensis (Komodo dragon)
Lineage: Eukaryota; Metazoa; Chordata; Lepidosauria; Squamata; Varanidae
Gene: LRP6
Product: LDL receptor related protein 6
Exons: 25
Coding region: 422-5263 (1613 amino acids)
Biological process (GO): Wnt signaling pathway involved in somitogenesis; chemical synaptic transmission; receptor-mediated endocytosis involved in cholesterol transport
Molecular function (GO): Wnt-protein binding; Wnt receptor activity
Source: RefSeq, a predicted model, not a curated record
AAAGCUGAACAGUGAAGAAAGCUGACAGGAAGAAAAUUGAUUUGUUUGAAACAGGGUUUUGGAGAAGGACUUGGCAAAUAUCCUGGACUGACAGUAAGAUGAACAAGUGAAUCCUAGAUCAAAUCAAGCCAGAAAUUUUCCUGGAAGUAAAAUGACAAAACUGAUAGUAUCAUAUUUUAGCAAGAUCAUGACGAGUCAAGACUCACUGGAGAAGACAAUAGUACUAGGAAAAUUUGAAGGUGUUUUGAAGAAGAAAUGGUAGUGUCACUGCUUUUUCCACAGUUUUGUUCAGUAUGAGACGGCGGCAGAGGAGCUGCUGCUGCUCUCCUCAGCCUCCUUCGCCUUCCCCGCCGCUACUACCGCCACUGCCGCCACCCCCUUCUUCUUCUUCUCCUCGCCGGUGAGAGCCAGAGAAGAGAAGAUGGGCGCCGUCCUGAGGAGUCUCCUGGUCUGCGGUUUAUGCUCCCUGACGAGAGCUUCUCCACUGUUGCUAUAUGCAAAUCGACGAGAUUUACAAUUGGUGGAUGCUGCACAGAUAAAUGAGAAUGCUACAGUUGUGGUGAGUGGCUUGGAAGAUGCGGCUGCAGUGGACUUUGUCUUCAUCCAUGGCUUAAUAUACUGGAGUGAUGUAAGUGAAGAAGCCAUUAAGCGGACAGAAUUCAACAAAACAGGGAGUGUACAAAAUGUGGUUAUUUCUGGUCUUUUGUCACCUGAUGGGCUAGCUUGUGAUUGGCUGGGCGAGAAACUAUAUUGGACAGAUUCUGAAACAAACCGGAUUGAAGUUUCCAAUUUAGAUGGAACUUUGCGAAAAGUUUUAUUCUGGCAAGAAUUGGAUCAACCCAGAGCAAUUGCCUUAGAUCCUGCAAGAGGGUUCAUGUAUUGGACAGACUGGGGAGAAGUGCCAAAGAUAGAGCGUGCUGGAAUGGAUGGCACAAGCCGCUCAGUUAUAAUCAGCUCAGACAUUUAUUGGCCAAAUGGAUUAACCUUAGAUUAUGAAGAACAGAAGCUGUAUUGGGCAGAUGCUAAACUGAACUUCAUUCACCGAUCAAAUCUGGAUGGUACACAUCGGGAAGCUGUUAUUAAAGGAUCCCUUCCACAUCCCUUUGCUCUGACAUUAUUUGGGGAUACUCUGUACUGGACUGACUGGACUACUCGCUCGGUCUUGGCCUGCAACAAAUAUACUGGGGAGAAUCUACGAGAAAUACAUUCCAAUAUCUUUUCUCCUAUGGAUAUCCAUGUGUUCAGCCAACAGCGGCAGCCCAGUGCUACAAACCCAUGUGGAACCGAUAAUGGUGGUUGUUCUCACUUAUGCUUGAUGUCUCCUGUCAAGCCCUCCUAUCAGUGUGCAUGUCCCACAGGUGUUAAACUUCUUGAUAAUGAAAAGACCUGUAAAGAUGGUGCCAUUGAAUUGCUGCUAUUAGCUCGGAGGACUGACCUGAGGCGGAUAUCUUUGGACACCCCAGAUUUCACUGAUAUUGUUUUACAAUUGGAAGACAUUCGGCAUGCCAUUGCUAUUGACUAUGAUCCUGUAGAAGGUUACAUCUACUGGACAGAUGAUGAGGUGAGGGCUAUCCGGCGCUCUUUCAUUGAUGGCUCAGCUAGCCAAUUUGUUGUCCAGGCACAAAUUGCACAUCCUGAUGGUAUUGCUGUAGAUUGGAUUGCCCGAAACCUUUAUUGGACUGAUACUGGUACGGAUCGCAUUGAAGUAACAAGGCUUAAUGGGACUAUGCGGAAGAUCUUGAUCUCUGAAGACCUGGAAGAACCUAGAGCUAUUGUUUUGGAUCCUAUGGUUGGCUACAUGUAUUGGACUGAUUGGGGAGAGGUUCCAAAGAUUGAGAGGGCUGCAUUAGAUGGAUCAGACAGAACUGUACUUGUGAACACUUCACUUGGUUGGCCAAAUGGAUUGGCAUUGGAUUAUAAUGAAAACAAGAUUUACUGGGGAGAUGCCAAAACGGACAAAAUUGAGGUCAUGAACACCGAUGGAACAAGUAGGAAAGUCCUUGUGGAGGACAAGUUGCCUCACAUUUUUGGUUUCACGCUAUUGGGGGACUAUAUUUAUUGGACAGACUGGCAAAGGCGAAGCAUUGAGCGAGUCCAUAAACGGACAGCAGAAAGGGAGAUCAUCAUCGACCAGUUACCUGACCUCAUGGGUCUGAAGGCUACAAAUGUCCACCAGAUAAUUGGUACAAAUCCCUGUGCAGAGUCCAAUGGGGGUUGCAGUCACCUUUGCCUGUACAGGCCUCAGGGUUUGCGUUGUGCCUGUCCCAUUGGGUUGGAACUGAUAAGUGACAUGAAAACUUGCAUAGUUCCAGAAGCUUUCCUGCUGUUUUCCCGCAGAGCAGAUAUCAGGCGAAUCUCUCUGGAAACUAACAACAAUAAUGUUGCCAUUCCACUAACAGGAGUUAAAGAAGCUUCUGCUCUGGAUUUUGAUGUCAGUGACAAUCGCAUAUAUUGGACAGACAUCUCUUUAAAGACCAUCAGCAGAGCAUUCAUGAAUGGCAGUGCCCUGGAACAUGUGGUUGAGUUUGGCCUGGAUUAUCCAGAAGGCAUGGCUGUUGAUUGGCUAGGGAAGAACCUGUAUUGGGCUGAUACAGGAACAAAUCGCAUUGAAGUGUCAAGGUUAGAUGGGCAGCAUCGCCAAGUUCUAGUGUGGAAAGAUUUGGACAGUCCUCGGGCAUUGGCAUUGGAUCCAGCUGAAGGGUUCAUGUACUGGACAGAAUGGGGCGGAAAACCCAAAAUUGAUAGAGCUGCCAUGGAUGGUAGUGAACGUAGUACAUUGGUGCCAAAUGUGGGACGGGCUAAUGGGCUGACAAUUGAUUAUGCAAAAAGAAGAUUGUACUGGACAGAUCUGGACACUAACCUGAUUGAAUCUUCAAAUAUGCUAGGCCUUGACCGUGAUGUUAUAGCAGAUGACUUGCCUCAUCCAUUUGGCCUGACUCAGUAUCAGGAUUAUAUCUAUUGGACAGACUGGAGCCGGCGUAGCAUUGAACGUGCCAACAAGACCAGUGGCCAGAACAGAACCAUUAUUCAAAACCACUUGGAUUAUGUGAUGGAUAUUCUAGUCUUCCAUUCAUCUCGACAAGCAGGCUGGAAUGAGUGUGCUUCCAGUAAUGGGCAUUGUUCCCACCUUUGCUUGGCAGUACCUGUUAGUGGUUUUGUCUGUGGAUGUCCAGCUCACUAUUCUUUGAAUUCUGACAACAGAACAUGUAGUGCCCCUACAAGUUUUUUGCUCUUCAGUCAGAAGAAUGCAAUCAAUCGCAUGGUGAUAGAUGAGCAGCAGAGUCCAGAUAUUAUCCUUCCAAUUCACAGCCUCAGGAAUGUCCGUGCCAUUGACUAUGACCCUCUAGAUAAGCAACUAUACUGGAUUGACUCACGGCAAAAUGUUAUCAGGAAGUCACAGGAGGAUGGCAGUCAGAGUUUUACAGUUGUGAUGAGUCCAGUUCCAAAUCAGAACCUAGACAUACAGCCGUAUGAUCUGAGCAUUGACAUCUAUAGCCGUUACAUUUACUGGACCUGUGAGGCCACAAAUGUAAUCAAUGUGACACGCCUGGAUGGGAGGCUGAUGGGAGUGGUCCUAAAAGGUGAUCAGGACAGACCCAGAGCUAUUGUUGUGAAUCCAGAGAAAGGGUACAUGUAUUUCACCAAUCUGCAAGAGAGGUCUCCUCCCAAAAUAGAAAGGGCAGCAUUAGAUGGAACUGAACGUGAGGUUCUUUUUUCCAAUGGACUGAGCAAGCCUAUCGCCUUGGCAAUUGACAGCCAGUUGGGAAAGCUUUUCUGGGCUGAUUCAGACUUGCGGAGAAUCGAGAGCAGUGACCUUUCAGGUGCCAAUAGAGUAGUUUUAGAAGAUUCCAACAUACUACAACCUGUAGGCCUGACUGUAUUUGAAAACUGGCUCUACUGGAUUGAUAGGCAUCAACAGAUGAUUGAAAAAAUUGACAUGACUCGUCAAGAAGGACGUACAAAAGUUCAGGCUCGUAUUGCCCAACUCAGUGAUAUUCAUGCUGUUAAAAAACUCGACAUGCAGGAGUAUAGACAACAUCCCUGCUCCCAAGAUAAUGGUGGCUGUUCACACAUUUGUAUUGUGAAAGGGGAUGGAACCACACGUUGUUCUUGCCCAGUGCACCUUGUCCUGCUUCAGGAUGAACUUUCCUGUGGAGAACCACCAACAUGCUCCCCGCAGCACUUCACGUGUUUCACAGGAGAGAUUGACUGCAUUCCUGUAGCUUGGCGCUGUGAUGGGUUCACUGAAUGUGAAGAUGCCAGCGAUGAGAAGAACUGCCCUGUGUGCUCAGAGACCCAGUUCCAGUGUGAGAGUGGCCAGUGCAUUGACAGUGUCCUUCAGUGCAAUGGAGAGCCAAAUUGCCAGGACAGCUCGGAUGAAAAGAAGUGUGAAGUGCUUUGUUUAUCAGAUCAGUUCCGAUGUGCCAGUGGGCAAUGCAUUGGAAAAAACAAAAAAUGUGACCACAACUUAGACUGUUCGGACAACUCUGAUGAGCAGGGAUGCUACACAACUGAAGAACCAGCCCCCCAAGCAACAAAUACUAUAGGUUCUAUCAUUGGUGUGAUUCUCACAGUUUUUGUAGUUGCUGCAAUGUAUUUUGUUUGCCAGAGGGUGCUGUGCCCGCGCAUGAAAGGAGAUGGAGAAACAAUGACCAAUGACUAUGUGGUGCAUGGACCAGCUUCUGUACCUCUGGGCUAUGUUCCUCACCCAAAUUCUCUCUCUGGAUCUCUUCCUGGAAUGUCCCGUGGCAAAUCUGUAAUCAGUUCACUGAGUAUUAUGGGUGGAAGUAGCGGACCUCCAUAUGACAGGGCUCAUGUUACUGGGGCAUCAUCCAGUAGUUCUUCAAGCACCAAGGGCACAUACUUCCCUCCAAUUUUAAACCCUCCUCCAUCACCAGCUACUGAGCGUUCACAUUAUACUAUGGAAUUUGGUUAUUCUUCAAACAGCCCUUCUACUCAUCGAUCAUACAGUUACAGGCCAUACAGCUAUCGACAUUUUGCCCCUCCGACUACACCAUGCAGCACAGAUGUUUGUGAUAGCGACUAUGCCCCCAGCCGUAGAGUGAUGGCAACCAUGGGCAAGGGUUAUACCAGUGACUUGAACUAUGAUUCUGAGCCUGUACCCCCACCUCCAACACCACGCAGCCAGUACUUGUCAGCAGAAGAGAACUAUGAGAGCUGCCCACCAUCUCCGUACACCGAGCGGAGCUACUCACAUCACCUCUAUCCUCCACCCCCAUCUCCCUGCACAGACUCUUCAUGAGAGAUUCCCUCCCUCUUUUGCCUGCCUCCAGUUCACCAGUGUACAUACCAGUGGCCCCCCAUCAAGAAGAGGGAGGACAGUGUGUACAGUUAAAAUUUAUUAAAUGGGUUGGGGUGGGGAUACUGGAGAUGACUUGUACAGAAAACGGUGGGGAUAAAAUUGUUAUUUAUAUAUUUUCCUAAGAGUUUGCUGCUUUGUGCCAUAAGAAUUUUUAAAAAUUUGUAUGCAAAGGGUUUUUUUAUUUUUCCAUAUGGAACACAAGAAAAUGCCUUAAAUCAGUGAAGUGACCGAGCACAUAGGAAAAUGGAAGGACCAGGGUUUGUUGCUGUUCAAUGAGCCAAAUACCAAAAAAGAAAGAAAAGAAGGAAAGAAAGAAGCUUUUUAACAAGAAAAAGAAUGGAAGGAAUCUAUCAUGAAACACAAUGUAUGAAUACUUACAAAGAGCUGAAUAACCUCUUACAUUCUUAAUUCUGAUGUGCAACAAUUCAAAUUAAACUUGAAGAAAACUGUCAGACAGAUAAUUAAUGGUACACAAAGGGCUUUAUUUACUACAAGAAUACAGCUAUCACAUCAGUGAAAAGAGAUGCAUUUACACACUUGCAAAAAUGUACCCUUUGUUUCAUUCAAAUCAUCUGAAGUAACUUGGUUGCAUUUUGGGAUCUCUUUGCCCCUUUCUGAGAACUGCAUCAUUUUGUUGGUUCUAGUUUUGUUUAAGGCUGUGAGCUUUGUAUUUGUGGGACUGUUCAUUUGGGUCUCAAUAUUUUACUUCGCUGAGGUAGAAACAGUCACAGCUGGGACUUGUGAAUUCAUUCUGUGUUCUAUUUUGCAGGGUCAGGAAGAUCCUACAUUCAAGUAAAUGUUGGGUCUCUUGAUGUCUGUGUUACCUGUCUGUAGGGGGAGAAGCAGAAGAGAGAGUGCACAAAUCUAAGGCCUGCUCCCUGCUUGCCAGAAGUAAAAUCUGGGAGGUGGGGUGCAAGUAAAAGAUGGAAAGGCCCCUUACGAGGAUUUAAGUGUGUGUGCAUGUGAAUGUGAACGUGAAAGAAGGGGUAUUUUUUCUGCCAGUACAGUAGGAUCACAUUCUCAUACCAGGUCAGUGCUGUUCCAUGCUAAUGAUAAGGGUGAAUAUACCUGAAUAACUCCCAGCUCCUCAAAUGUUACAGUGCCCCAAAAGUCAUAUUUUUAUACCACAUAAUAUAGAUGGCAUAUUUAUGAACCAUAAAAUGUAACUUUGAAAUAUUAGUUUAAUGUAAAUGAAAUCUUAGAUCCUUGCAGUACUUUCAGUGUAUAAUAAAUAUCACAAUAUACAGUUCAUAUAUAUUAAAAUACUAGUUUUCUUUCUUAGGAAGCAUUUGCGCCUUUUUUGAGUCAGAAUGCUUUCUGUCAGAAAUACUUCUUGUGGGUGCAAUGUUCAAUAAGCCAGUUAUUGCUGUAUGACUCCAACUGCUGCUUCCUUUUCUGUGGCAAAACUUCAGUUCUUAAGCUUAAACCACUGUGAAUGCCAGUUCUGAAAUUUAUUAUUUGCCAAAGUUUUUUUUGUUAACUUUGUAUAUUUUAUGUUCUCUUGUCUAUAUCUCUCCACUGAGUUGAAAGAGAUACCAGGUUUUCAUUGAUGAGAGCCAAGUCCUUUAGCAACUGGAGUAUGCUGCCUUUUUGCUGUUUGGGCACUAAGCACCUAAGUUUUGAUGGAGACUUUCCUGGGAUUCCACUGUUGGAACCUAACUAUCAUGAAAACCUGCACAGAGAGCCUUCCUUCUGUAAUUUGUGAAAAAGUCAGUAUUAUUGCACUGAUCCACAUGGAUGUCAAGUAAUUUUAUUGCCUUCACUAAGAGUUGCUUCAUAUGUUAUGUGACAGUCAGGCAUUUAGAAGCAGUUGAAAGAUUCGUGGACAAGGCCCAUAGGACAUAAAAGCUUCACCAAAUUUUCAUAUGGUAACUAGCACACAAACAGAAAUAAUUCCUAAGAUUUAUUAAGCUUCAACCAUUGAAGAAGGCUGUACCAUUAAAGGUGGUCUAAAAUACUUUUUAAAUAAAUAAAUACUUGCUCAAAUGGAUACUCACCCCAUAUCUUGGCAAAUAUUCUGUUCCCCUGCCCAUUUCUAAUUUCCCAUUUGCAGGAAAAUUGACCCAACAUACUCAAUUCAGUUUAGAAGAAAAGCUUCUGUUAGCAUCAAUGGAAUUUGCCCCAUUUAAACGGAUGAAGGGAGAAUGUUUCAGUUAGUAAGAAGGGGAGGGUCAGCUCCUCCCUUAUGACCUUUAAUUCUUGAAUACCCCACCCCCCAUAUGGCAAUUAGGGUAAAAAAGAAACCACUAUUCUAUUUACAUAAAUGGUCACUUAGAGCUUUAAGGAAAACAUAUUUUCGGGACCCCAGCCUAUCUUGUUAGCUGUGAUUGCACCUGUAUUGCAGCAUUUGCCAAUAUUAAAUUUUGAUGGUUAUCUUCAAACACUUGGACCAACAGUAGAUACAGAGUGGACAGUUGCAGUUGUCUACACCUCUGUCCCUUGCAACUG